AGCUCCGAGAGAGGCACAGAGCCGCACACUUGCACACACACUCACUCACUCACUCACACACUCACACGCACAGCGCUGCGAGCCAGAGCAUCGCUCCUCUCGCUUCUUUCCCGUUACCCGACGAACGACGUGGUGGGACUGCGAAGUUGCUCUAAGGAGCCGGGAUCGCUCGUGACGCACACCUGGAUACGCGCGCACGGAGCAACGAAGGGAGCAAAGCGCGUCGAUUUGGAACGCGAUCAUCAUGCAUCUCAAUCAGCACAUGCUCUUCGCCCUGUACGGCAUCUGCGGGAUCCUGCUGAAAGCGGCGGCAACGAAAAACAAAGUGAAAGGAGCCCAAGGCCAGUUCCCAAUUGUCCAGAAUGUGACAGUGACAGAGGGAGGGACAGCCAACUUGACCUGUCGCGUGGAUCAUAAUGACAACACCUCCCUCCAGUGGUCAAACCCAGCACAGCAGACCCUCUUCUUUGGGGAUAAGAAAGCUCUGAGAGACAACCGGAUUGAUUUGAUCCGAGCCUCAUGGCAGGAGCUCACCAUCAGCAUCCGCGAGGUUGCGCUCGGAGACGAAGGGCUAUACACUUGUUCUCUCUUCACCAUGCCUGUCAAAACAGCCAAAGCCUAUCUGACUGUACUGGGGGUACCAGAGAAACCAGAGAUCAACGGUUUUACUAAGCCAGCCAUGGAAGGAGACCAGCUCACACUGACAUGCGUGACUUCGGGCAGCAAGCCAGCCGCAGACAUCAGGUGGUUCAGGAACGAGAAGGAGAUUAAAGGAGCAAAAGAGGUAAAUGCCAGCGGGAAGACAUUCACGGUCCGGAGCUCGGUGCAGCUGAAGGUGGACAGGAAUGAUGACGGUGUGGCCUACACAUGUAAAGUGGUCCACGAGGCACUGCGGUCUAUCCAACAGCAAGCAACCGAGGUGUUGGAAGUGCACUAUGCUCCUCGUGUGGAGAUCAGGCAUUCUCAGUCACUUCCACAGGAAGGAGAUAUUCUCAAACUGGAAUGUGUGUCUAACGGAAACCCCUCGCCAGACCCAGUGAAAUGGACGAAAGAUGGGGGCAAACUGCCAGACUUGGACCGUGUGUUUGUUGACGGCAGAGAUCUCACUUUCAUAUCCUUAAAUAAAACGGACAAUGGCACCUAUCGCUGUGAAGCCAGUAAUCAUCUGGGCACCAACCAUGCUGAAUAUGUGCUCUUCGUGUAUGAUGCCCCCACUACACCCUCUCCACCCACAACUCCUCCCCAUGUAGCCAUCCUCCCAGACACUACCGAUCCAUUAGACUUCAAGCCCGACUCUGCAGUCACCGGUCAGAGAGAUCCUAAUGCUUUGGUCCAGCAUGGUCCAGAUCAUGCUCUGAUUGGAGGAGUAGUGGCUGUUGUUGUCUUUGUCACCCUGUGCUUAAUCAUCGUACUGGGACGAUAUCUGGCACGGCAUAAAGGCACAUAUUUGACAAAUGAGGCCAAAGGAGCUGACGAUGCCCCUGAUGCAGACACAGCCAUUAUCAAUGCAGAUGGUAACCACGCACACACAGAGGAAAAGAAGGAGUACUUCAUUUAGACUCCGCUCCACUCGCCUCUUUCUCUCUCUGUCUCUCUUUCUCUCUCUCUUUCUCUCACUCUCAUUCCCUGCUCCAUGUAGAAACCUUGUCUGGCAGCAGCGGAAGUUUCUUCUUUACUCAUGUCCUAUGUUCAUUAUUUGCAUUCAUCUUUUUUUUCCUUUUAUCAGCUUGUCCUGAAUUUCAUCUGCUACUUUUUCCAGACAUGGCUGCCGAUAAUAGUUGCCUUUAUUUUAUUUUUUUUAUUCACAUUGUUCACAUUGUGUCUGUAAAAAAAAUGAAUCGUUGGCCAAACCACCUGAAUCCAGUUCAAUACUUCACUUCAAUUCUUUCAGAAGUUCUCCUCCAUCACUUUCUCACAGUGCCUCAAUAUAAUAAUCAAACAUCCAUUAAAUGGUUUUAGUCAAUUCUUUCAGUUGGGUUGAGUGUUUUAGGAUUGGCUGCUUGCCUUUGUUUUUGUUUUUUUGUUUGUUUUUUGUUGUUUUUAUCUUCAGCACUAUUACACAGUAUCAUCUUUAAUGUACAUAUGUAUUUUGAUUUCUUUUUAUUCUUUACAGUCCAUUCUGUACACACUGUUGUCAUUUUUCUUCAAUUAAAAAAAUAUACAGGAAAACAUUUUCUUAUGAAAAGUAGCUGAUACCCAUUUUAACUUACAGAGAAAUACUGAUCAGUGAUUAGUGUGUGUUCCAUAGUGUGAGUGAAGAUAUACGCAAUCAGACUGAUAGCUCGCACUCAUAUUAACCAGUAUUUGUACCUGAAAUGUAGUUAAUGGCAAGAAGCCUAUAUGAUAGUUCAAGGGUCAUGAAGCAUCAGCUGAAUACUCCAAUGUUUUCCAUCAUUAAAAAAUAAAGCUAGUAUGAUAGAAGGCCAGGGGUUGUAGGUUAAAGACAUGCCAGUGACUUUAAUGAAUUUAAAUUUUUUUCUAUACUCAUCAUUUUGCUGUGUCUAUGUGAAAUACUGUGUCUCUGGCUCAUCUGUAUAUUCCUGCAUUCUCUCACUGAAACUAUAGGAUGCAGUGGCUAUGUUCACGUUACAGAUUUUUAUGCUCAAUCCCUUAACUGUUCACAUCUGCCCAAUGAACAGAUUUUUGCCAUGGAAAAGAAGUAAAGAAGUAGGCAGACAUCUUUAUAUAUACAUAGUAUAUAUAUAUCAUGUGUAUGAUUUAGCAACACACAAAAAAAUCAUAGUUCAAGACACUGUUAAGGUGAAACCAAAAAAGAUUUAAUACCUGUAGAUCAUAUAUAAAUUUAUAUAGUAGCAUCUCAUUCAGAGCGACUUGUAUGGCAAAGGUUCAAUGUGCAGAGAUUUUAGAAAACUCAACAGAGAUUUGUAUCCAUUUGGAUUUGGAGCCACAUACGAAAAUGGCCCAAAAUGUAAAGAAAUAUUUAUUUAAAAAAAGAAGAAGAAGAAGAAGAAGAAGAAGAAGAAGAAGAAGAAGAUCAGACUGUUGAGUAACAUUUUUCUUAACAGUUUGCUUUUCGAGAUUGAACAAACCACCAACAAUCUGUCAGAUGUAUGAUAGGAAUAAAAACGAAUUUUUAAACAUGUCAACAGUUUCAGCAACAGAAUAAACAUUUCCAAUUAAUAAGUAUUCAGCAAGUCUGUAUAAAUUGCAGUCUCUGAGCAGCUGCUUUGCUGAGUAAUAUUUAUUUGAAUACUUUAUAGCCAACUAUCACUAGACACACACUCUGCCAGUGAUAUUGGACUAAUAAUUAGUAGCUGGUUGGUUGCAAAUAGAUUUGAUGUGUUGCUGACUUUUAUAUUCAUGUAGCUUGUGAAAAUCAGACUUGUGCCACAUGUAGGCACAAUUUUUUCAGAUUUUUUUCAAUCUGUAAAGUGAACAUAAUAAACCAAUGCAUUGCCCUGGAUAUGUGUUUAUUCCUAUACACUCAGUUCAGCAGUUUACAUCAUGAUCAUCGACAUGAACGUGAAAUGAUAAAAUAUCAGUCAUGUUCAGUUACAGGAACACAAACUAAGGGUAACAGGCUCUUUAUCUAACUGUGUAACAAUGUUCAAACUACUAUAAUAAUAAUAAUAAUAAUAAUAAUAAUAAUAAUAAUAAUAAUAAUAAUAAUAAUAAUAAUAAUAAUAAUAAUAAUCAGUCCAGAAAGUCAUGAUGGUGUUUCCUGCCAUUUAUUCUCCACUUUUUCUCAUAUCCACAUCUGAUAAUUAGAUUAACUGUAGAAGCACAAGAUAGUUUGGACACGCAGAGUUAAUGACUGACGGUUAGUUAACACACACUGAUUAUGCUUGUCUGUGAAGAUUAGGAAACAUCACUGAUACUAAUCUUAAAUUUUAUAUUAGUGAACAUUAUGUAAAACAUAAACUAUGGUCAUUAUUAUUAUUAUUAUUAUUAUUAUUAUUAUUAUUAUUAUUAUUCCUUCUUUUGGAUCUCUGUAAUAAAUAGGUGCCCUUGUUAAUAUGGCUGUAUAUUAAUUCUGCUUAAUGUAGUAAGUAGUGAAAAUUGUUGUCAGAACAUUGGGACCCCACAUAUCAAGAAGUUUGUAUAUUAGCCUAUUAUUCACAUCAAUUAAAAUUAUGGUUUCUUUUUUGAUUGUUUGUUUAUUUGUUUGUUUUUGGUCCAUGGGGAUUCUUCACAAACACCCAACAUCUUUUUCUACACU
This is a messenger RNA of Tachysurus fulvidraco (yellow catfish), 4180 nucleotides long. RefSeq names its product cell adhesion molecule 2a (gene cadm2a). The transcript has 11 exons. The coding region runs from base 245 to 1558 and encodes 437 amino acids. The record is from RefSeq and is a predicted model, not a curated record. Lineage: Eukaryota; Metazoa; Chordata; Actinopteri; Siluriformes; Bagridae.